Amphimedon queenslandica is the source of this 2036-nucleotide messenger RNA. Its product is annotated as cyclic nucleotide-gated cation channel beta-1-like. Bases 29 to 1921 code for a protein of 630 amino acids. Gene Ontology annotation, biological process: monoatomic cation transmembrane transport. The transcript is spliced from 13 exons. NCBI's taxonomy places the organism in Eukaryota, Metazoa, Porifera, Demospongiae, Haplosclerida, Niphatidae. Gene Ontology annotation, cellular component: plasma membrane; intracellular cyclic nucleotide activated cation channel complex. Gene Ontology annotation, molecular function: cGMP binding; intracellularly cGMP-activated cation channel activity; intracellularly cAMP-activated cation channel activity. The record is from RefSeq and is a predicted model, not a curated record.
UGAAUAAUUAGCAUUCUUCCCAGUUAAAAUGUCUUCCGAGAUGGAGUGUGAAGAUUAUUCUGAUUCAUUGUCUAGUCUUGAUUUAGAGACGAAUCUACAAACGCCAACCACUGUACAGUGGGAUCCCGUUUCUGUGCCAAGUCCUCCUUCUAAGGAUAACAUUGAUGAAAUUGUUCGAGAUUUAUUGUGCGAUGAUGAUGAUGAUGUGUUUGUACCAGUGAAGGUGUCAAAGAAUAUAAAGAGCGUUUUACAUCAAAAAGCACAGCAAGUUAGAACACAAAGAAAGGAGGAUGUUGAUAUAAUAACUACCAGCCCUAUAUGUAAUACGCCUACUGUCUCUGAUGUAUCGAGUAUCAGUGAGCACUCUCAACUCUAUACUUAUGACUAUGAUAAUGAUGACGAUGCUGAUAGAUAUCAUGGUAUUUAUAAAAUCUUUAAAUUUCCUCAAAGGAUCAAGCGAACUUUCAAGAAAUGUAAAUGUACCUGUGGCUAUUCUGUUGAUCCCAAUGGCUCGGUAUAUCUCUGGUGGCUUGCUUUCAUGUUUCUCAUUUAUUCGUAUAAUUUAAUGAGCAUCUCACUAAGAUCAUCAUUCCCUUUUGUCCAGGGUACCAAUUUCACUUCGAUAGGCUCUUUAAAAGGUCCGCCUGAAAUCAGCAACUUAGGAUUACUACUGAUGUGGAUGGUACUGGACGUUAUUAUGGACGCUAUGUAUGUCGUGGAUAUUGUUUUUAUUUCGUCUCAUCUUGUUGCAGCUAGUGAAAGUAUUGAAGCAAAAGAUGUUAAAAUUAACGUUAAAGAUUUGUGGCAUCAUUAUGUAUCCAAGUGGCACUUUUGGGUCGAUGUGUUGUCAUUGCUCCCUCUUGAGAUAUUAUACAUUGUUCCUCUCCUACGCUUCAAUGUAUUGCUACGGUUGCCUCGACUUAUUAGAAUACAUCGCGUAUACAUGUUUUAUGAUUUAUUUGAAAGUUCUAUCAAGUAUCCUCAUGCCUUUAGAUUAGCUAAAAUGGCUGGGUAUCUGCUACUCACUGUCCAUAUCUAUGCCUGCAUUUAUUAUGUUGUUUCUGCCAGGGAAGGAUUUGGCACUAACUCUUGGGUUUAUGAUGGCCAAGGAAUAAGUUACAUUCGCUGCUUUUACUGGGCUUUAAUGUCUGUUGCAACCAUACAUGAUCUCAAUGAGCGAAGCCCUGGCAAUAACUUGGAGUUUGCUCUGGGAGCAUUUGGUCAUCUUGUUGGUGUUUUCAUCUUUGCAAUUGUCAUUAGCGAGAUCAAAAAUAUCGUAGAAGCUGCUAAUUUGCAAAAGUUACUCUACCGACAAAAGCAAGAUCAAAUGAAGCAGUUCAUGCAGUCGCAUAAGAUCCCUCCAGAAAUACAGAAAAAAGUGAAGGACUGGUCCGACUAUACAUUCACCCAUCAGAGAAUGCUCCAUGAGGAUAAGGCCCUUGAGUCAUUGCCCAAGAAGAUGAGGUCUGAUAUUGCCAUGAACGUUCACUUUAGCACUCUUAGUAAAGUCAAGAUUUUCAAAGGUUUUGAGAGAAAUUUGCUGAGAGAGCUUGUUCUCAAACUGCACCCGCUCCUUGUGAUGCCCAAAGAGUAUAUAUGUAAGAAGGAUGAGAUUGGACGAGAGAUGUACAUUGUUAAUAAAGGCGUUGUCCAAGUCUUUGGUGGCCAGCCCCGACAGUUGCUGGUCGAGUUAGGCCCUGGAAGCGUCUUUGGGGAGAUCAGUCUUUUAGCGACUGGUAGAGGUAACAGAAGGACAGCUGAUGUUGUCUCAAAAGGAUAUUCAAAUCUAUUUGUACUGAGCAAGAAAGAUCUCAAUGAGACGCUGGUUGACUAUCCGUUUGCUAAAGAGAAACUGAAGAAAAAGGCAAAUUUCCUGCUUCAGCAAGACAAAAGAAGAUCAAAAACUUCUCUACGACAAUAACAUUUAGUAGACCGAUUCAGACUAAAAACUUAUGUGUCACACGAGGUGGAGUUUUUAUCGCAUCAGUAUCAUUUUGUCAAUUAUUAAAGUAGAUUGAUUUUAGUUUGAGAAUGUA